AUGGGCGGAGGACACUCAAGCCACAGCGGGCGGCCCACAGCAAUUCAUACACAACAGCAAGCGGCUGAAGCUGAGGCGAUCGCCAGAGCUGAAGCUGCUUAUCAAAGAGCAAUGGAACGCGAGGCAGCUCAGAGUCAACAUCAGGCGGCGGCCAGGCAUGAGGCAGAAGAAGCACGACAGCUCGCUGAGGCUGCCCAUGCGGAGGCAGUUAGGAGAGAGCAAGCAGAAAAUGCCGAACGACUGGCACAAGCAGCUGAAGAAGAGAUAUGCAGACAGAGCGCUGCCGAAGAAGCUGCCAUUGCCGCCCAGCAAGAGCAGGAACGGCAACAGAGAGUCAGGGAAUAG
This is a messenger RNA of Suillus clintonianus, 345 nucleotides long. RefSeq lists its product as uncharacterized. Bases 1 to 345 code for a protein of 114 amino acids. NCBI's taxonomy places the organism in Eukaryota, Fungi, Basidiomycota, Agaricomycetes, Boletales, Suillaceae. The transcript has a single exon. The record is from RefSeq and is a predicted model, not a curated record.